AUUUUCUCUAAAUUCCUUUCCUGACCUCGCUUUUUCCCCUACUCCAUUCUUCUCCUUUCCUGUGCUACAUGGUGUUGUGUUGGUCAAGGGUAAACAGAAGCACGAAGAACAAACUAGAGACUUCCAUUACUCCAUCAAUUCCUCCCUAUAAAUGCUGUGCCAACUUUAACUUCGAGAUCGUACCAACGACAGAACGUAUAAUUCUCUGCUCUAACAUGUCUCUGCUCCAAAACAUGCUGCUCGAUCCAUAUGGAAGCAUCUUCCAUCAGUUCAAUGACUCCGGCGACGACAGAAUCCCCAUGGACUGGAAGGAAACCGCGGCGGCUCACGUCUUGAAGGCCGACCUCCCGGGGUUCAAGAAAGAGGACGUGAAGGUGGAGGUGGAGGACGGCGGCGUCAUCUCCAUCACAGCCAAAAGGUCGCGCGACAAGAAGGAUGAUGAAGGAGAAGAAGAGUGCACGUGGCAUUGCUCGGAGAGGAGGAGUAGCGACGGGCACCUCCGGCGGCGGAGGUUCAGGCUGCCGGAGGACGCAAAGGCGGAGAAGGUCAAGGCGUCGAUGGAGAACGGGGUGCUCACGCUGGUGGUGCCCAAGGAGGACGCGAAUAAGCCGCAGGUGAGGUCGGUUGAGAUCGAGGGCGGAGACGGCAAGAAGAAGAGGUCGGAGAAAGGGAAGAAGAACAAGGACGAGAUCGUUUGCUGCACGUUUUGGCAUCGUUAAUCGAUUCAUGUGUCUGAAAUAAUGUAAUCAGUAGCCAAAGUAAUCAAAAUCCUACUAAUUAAAUUUAUAUUCGAA
Molecule: messenger RNA, 794 nt
Organism: Zingiber officinale
Lineage: Eukaryota; Viridiplantae; Streptophyta; Magnoliopsida; Zingiberales; Zingiberaceae
Product: 16.9 kDa class I heat shock protein 3-like
Exons: 1
Coding region: 69-719 (216 amino acids)
Biological process (GO): protein complex oligomerization; protein folding; response to salt stress
Source: RefSeq, a predicted model, not a curated record